GUUAGAAUCCAUAAAUUAUAAAAGUAUCCCUUUUGUAGAUAAAUUGGAUUUGUCUUAAGGCAGAAACAAUGAGAGGUAGACAGUGUCCAUGUGUGUGCGUGUGCGAGAGAGAGAGAGAGAGAGAGAGGGACAGAGGAAUCAACUUGUGACAAGAAAUAAUUUUAAUUAGGAAUUCUGUUGAAUGUUGUGUUUGUAUACUUUUUAUAUUAGUUUGCAAUUUCUCAUCAAAAUAGUUUAUUUAUUUCUCAUCAUAAAUUAAAAGGUGAAAACUGGGCCAAUAGGCUAAAAAGAAUAAUUUCUUCAAAAAUAUUUUGGUUUUCACUUUAAGAUCUGUGCGUAAGUAUAAAAAAAAACUGUUACUUAUAGAAUAUAGGUUGAGGAUGAGAUUGGAAUAUAAAUAUGUAUACAGAGGAUGGGAGGACAACAGGGCAUGUGUCAGACUGUAUUUAAGGCCAAGAAUGGAAGUAAAACUAUACAUAAAUUUGUUUUCUUGUUCGUUUAACAAAAAAAAAACAAAACAAAUUUGUCAGACAUAAUGUUACAUAAUUAUAGCUUAUUAUUUAUAUUCUGAUAACAAAAUGGAAUCAAAUGCUGUUCAUUAACUUUACUCCUUCUAAAAAAUUCGGUGAAAGACUAUAGAUACUAACUCUAGAUGAUGUAAACGUAAUGGAAGAAACUAACAACUAAAAGAAUAAAUACUACGGUUACAUUGUUCGUAAAAUGUCAGUUUCACCUUGAGGACAUUUCUGUGUUAGGUCAGAUAUACAAACAACAUUAGCAGAGAUAAUGUGAAGAUGUUAUGAGAGAACAACCGGUUUGAAAAAUCACUAGAAUAACCGAACACGUAUUCCAGUCAGAGACAAAAUACCUAACCAAGCCAUUCUAAUUAUUUAUUUAUCAGAUCACUAGUAAUUUAUUGAUAAUAAACCUGAAGCGAUGAAAAUAACUAAGGAGGGCAUACUUCUGCUUGUUACAUCAAAACACUUUUAUAUAUAAUGAGUUGAAUGUGAAUAAAUUUUUUAGUCUCAACUUGCUGUCUUGUCCAGGGAGGAAAGUUUUGUUACAGUUAUGCUCAAAUUACACUUUUAUACCUUAUUUAUUUAAUAAAUCAGAUCCCAUUCUACAAAUACAAAUGAUUCAUUUAGACACUAUAUUAUGAAACUCCACAGAUAUGAACACAUUUAUCGAUUGUAAUUCAACGAGGCUCUUCAGAACGACCACUAAACUUCGUCUCUCCGGAAUGAAGUUGGAUCUUUCAAUGAGUAAAUGAACAGCCAUAAGCAUACUAAUCACUCACACGGCUACAUGGUUUGUAAUUGAUAUCAUGCUCUAAUACCUAAUACCUGAAGAAAGGUAUUGUUUUAGGAGCCCAAUUUUUCCGGAAAAAUAAUAAAUUCCUAUCACUUUUUAUUUUAUCAUAUUCAUUAUUGGUUAUUCUGUACUCUUUUGUAAGGAGACUUUGUAUAUUAUUGUGCAGACUACUUCUCCAAUAAAGUGAUCAGUUUUCAGCUAAUUCUUUUUCUUACUGUUCUUUAUUUACAGGAAUGUCAGAAUUCUCUUACGGAAGAUCUCUCGCUUAUGUUGAAUUUCCCUGAUUCCAUUUCAGAUGGUAAUCAGUCUUCAAACCACUCAUUGAAUAAUAACAAUAAUAAUAACAUCAGUAAUAACAACAAUAUUAUACAUCAUACAGAUGAAAUAAAAACCAACUUAACUUACACAAUUGAUCGAAUUUUGUUAUCGGAACACGAAUCACCAAACUCUGAUUUGCUAUUAAGUGUAUCAAAUCACUUAACUAAUACACUGACAGAUUCAAACCACACAAAAAAAUUAACUCAAUUUAAUUCCGAUAAUGUUGAUACGGGAAAUCAGAGUUACGUAAACAAUGAAUGGCUUUCUACUGAUCAGUUAAUUAAUGGCUCUAAUUCUACUAAUAAUUGUAGACCAACACAACCAUUCUUUUCAUCUUCAUUGGCUGAACAGUCAUCACUGUCUUCUUCGUCAUGUUCACAAACAGGUUUUCAAUUUUGGUUUAGUAUAUUUUAUAAACUUUGGUUGGAACAAUUCAAUCAAGUUCAAUCAAAACCAAUUGAUUUCAGUCAGUCUGUGUCAGGGAUGAGUUCGAAGAAAACAGAUGAAAUUCAGUUUAAAUCAUUUCCGUUUAGUAAUAACAUAAAUAUUCAUGCGGAUAACAGUAGUGAUAGUUUUCUAUUCAAUUCAUCAAUACAUCCUUCAGUGAAUACAUCGAAUGAUUUUCGGACGUUAGAAAGUUUUACAGAAAAUCUUUUUGUGAAACCAUCUCACAUGAAAGAGGAUUAUUAUCACCGAUCAGAUUCAUUGUCUUUAAACACUAAUUCUACACUGUCCCCUCAAUCAUGUUGUAUUACAAAUGAUAUCAGCAACAAUAAACGUAAGCAGAACGAUAACUCGAAUGCUGACUCUGAAUACAAACAACAACCCUUGUACAGAAUGUGCGAAAAUGGUACAAAUCUAAAUACAGCACACUUUAGUGAUUUAAAAAAUAUUUCCCAGUCAGUUUCUCAACCUCCUCAAUCAAAAACGAGCAACAGUCCGGAUAAAAAUGAAUAUGAUUAUGCUCAUAACUUAUUUUCAUUUCAGAUGAAUAAAAUUACAACUCCUUGUAGUAAUCCUUUGAUGACAAUAUUAACACCAUGUACGAAGAAAUAUAGUGAGCACCACUAUAAUUACCCACUACCUACUUCAAGUCACUCUCUUCCUUCUCAAUCGAUAACAUCGACUGAAAACUCAAAAUACUCAGUAAAUGUUGUACACAAGUCAUCGAUUUUAUCUAACUAUAGAUUACAUUCAAACUACUCAAGACUACGUGGAAAAUCCGUGAUUAGUGGUAACAUUUCAAACGAUAAUUUACAACAACGUGGGUACCGAGCUUUACCAUUCCCAUUAACAAAACGCGAUGGCCGCAUGCAUUACGAAUGUAAUAUAUGUCGCAAAACUUUUGGACAAUUAUCUAAUUUAAAAGUGCAUUUACGUACACAUACAGGUGAAAGACCAUUCCGUUGUGAUACAUGCCAUAAGGGCUUUACGCAGUUGGCUCAUUUACAGAAGCAUAAUUUAGUACAUACCGGUGAAAAACCACAUCAAUGUACAGUGUGCGGGAAACGUUUUAGCAGCACAAGUAACUUAAAAACACAUUUACGACUACAUAGUGGUGAAAAACCAUUUGCGUGUAAGUUAUGUACAGCCAAAUUUAGCCAAUUUAUUCAUCUAAAAUUACAUCGGCGUUUACACGCCAACGAAAGACCAUUUAUUUGCCCAAGAUGUCAUCAUAAAUUUCUCGAUUCAAAAGGACUGAAGCAACACUGGAGACGAGGAAUCUGUUAUUCUUGCGAAGAAUUACCUCCAGGUAACUGGAGUGAUAUGGAUGGUGAUGAGGAUGCCACUGAAACUCAAGUCAGAAAAACACCUUCUUCAGUAAGUUCCAGUAAUCACAGACAACAACACCACAAGCGUUCAAAUAGAAUUUGUGAUAUGGACAUUACGGAUGACAGUGAUAUUAGCCACAUUACUUCCACGACUACUGAUAAAGGAACUAAUAAAAGACGCCAUUUUCCCACAAAUAUGAUUCCCAUGUAUAUAACACCAUAAAAAUGUGAACGAGGUAUACCUCUAGUUCCUAGGUGUGAUAAUUCUGUGAAAGUUAUCGAAAUUGUCGUGAAUACUUCAAAACAGAUUUUUAACUUACACUGAAAUUCUAAAUGACACGGGUACACCUUUUUAAAAAUAUGGCUGUGUAACAUAAAAACAUAUUUUCAAUCCUUGAAAGAAAGACAAAACUUUUCCAGUCUUAUAUAGCUAAACAAAUAAUAUAUUCAAAUACCUAACUGUAUAUUAUUUAAACUAGCAAACAAUUGCGUCUAUUGUGUAAUUUCGGAGUGAAAUAUAGUAUAUUUUGUU
Schistosoma guineensis is the source of this 3933-nucleotide messenger RNA. The record is from the annotation of a GenBank genome assembly. NCBI's taxonomy places the organism in Eukaryota, Metazoa, Platyhelminthes, Trematoda, Strigeidida, Schistosomatidae.